UACAAUUCUUGUAGUUGUUUCCCGUAACAGGACUGUGGGUUUAAACCAGGGGUCAUAUUGUUUUUAAAAACAAACAGAUCACGCUAUAAAAUUAUUAGUUUUGGUACGAAAUGUCCCUCGAUCAAGACGAGGGUAAUUUAGAACAGGUUAUCCAGUCAAUCCUAUUCCUAAUGCCCGGCUUUACUCUCGAUCACCCGGGCAUGUUUACGUCUGAGAAAAAAGCAGGAAAGGUUGGCAUCAACAUAAAGUGGAGGAGACAUGUUUAAUCUUGAAAUAAGUUUAUCUGACAUAUUCAACAUACAGCCAUUUUGCCCCAUAGACAUAUUCUGCUAUGGAAUAUUCUUGUCUGUUAUUUUUCUGGUUUUGGAUUUUAAUAAAUUUGGAAAGCAAGUCUUAUAUUUAUGUCAAUGCCAAUUUACAUCCGAAUGAUCAGAAUGUAGAAGAACCAGAUUAUGAGAAUUUAGUAUAUGGUGAAGUAUGGAAGAAAGAAGUAACUAAAUUAUCUAUGUUUAGUAAAGAUACCAAUACAGCUUAUAGAUAUGUAAUGAAGUUUUUAGAUAAUUCUGGUUAUAUACGACAGAUGGAAGUAGAAGGUGUUUUAAUAUAUAGAGUUUCAGAUGUUAAAAAAAAGAUAAUACAGUAUUCACGAAGUGGACAUGCUCCUCUUUAUGCUUUAAUAUCUGUUCCAUAUGGACGAAAUAAAAAAACAAGUACUAUAUCAGUGCCGGUUACGUUUGGAUCAUUUUUUACUUUUAGUAUAGAAUGGAGAACAGAACAUUUUUCUCAGUAUCAUCAAAUAACUGUCAGUAAUUCAUGGAAUUUAAAAUUCUAUAUUUUUAGUCAUACUUUUCAUAGAAUUUAUUAUCACCCUUUGAAUAGAACUUCAACUUGUGUACAUUUUGUAGAUGAUUUGGAAUCUAAAAAUUCAGUAAAAAAUAGACAGAAGAGUGACAUGUCUAAUUCAACUCUCUCAACAGAACAAAUUUUACAUACUAGUGAAUUGACUCAAACAUCAACUUCAGAAGAUGAUGAAGCAGAAAGUGACAAACCAAUUGUUAAAAAAUCAACCAGAAAAAAACUCCAUCUUGAAGUAUUAAAAGAUCAAGUUAAUCCAGUUAAUCCAGAUUUAUAUCUUGAUCCAGAUCAAGUAUUAGAUGAUCAAAUUUCUACCAAAACAGAAGAAAGGCCAAUUAAGAAAGAACUACAUGAGGAAGUGACGUUGAAAACUGAUGUGUCAAGUGUAACCAUCAAAAUGAGAAAAAUUGAAAAACCAGUUGAACACGAAAAUGAUGAAUCGAAAGAGACACACAAGAUAAAAGAGAAUAAAAUUGGAGAGGAAGUAUUUGAAAAAUCUGAUUUAACAGAAGAAAACUGUGGUAAAAAAGACAGUCUCAAAGAUCUCACAACACAAGAAAAACUUGAAGUGAUACGAAAUACAAAAAAACUUAUACAGACAAAUAAAGAAAGGUUGUCAGAUGCAGACUCUGAUUCAGAAUUAAAUGAUGAAAACCUUAGUCCUACACCAGAUAAUCAAGUUACACCAGAAGAUAAUAAUAACGAUGAUUCCUAUAAGGAACCAGAGGUGAUCCUUUAUACAGAUGAUUCUGGGAGAGAAUUUGAGGCUGUUGUUUAUGGACAUAUGAUUGAAAUUCGUGGUGUUUCUGAUAGCUGUAUGAGACCCAAUGCUAUGAUGCAUGACAUUUCUAGAAAACCCAUUGAGCUGCUUUUCCCUGAGAAAAGUAGUGGUGGUUUUUAUGUUGAUCAUGAUAAAUCAAUCAGUAUUAAAACAUGGAAAGAUUUUUUAUACUCGUUAUGGACGUGCUCCAAACAGACAGAAAUUCCUGGAAAAGGGUGUUGUGAUAUAUCCAUUAUAUCUUUUAAUAUUUGGUUUUUUCAUCCAUUAACUGAUGACAGUGAUGACUAUGUAAAAAGAAUACAAAGAGCUGGAAAGAUAUUAUCUGAAAGUAAUGCUGAUGUGAUUGGUUUACAAGAAGUUAGAUUUGAAGAAGGGAAAGGUGGAGAACUUGGUCCUAAUCAGAUUGAUUACUUUACAUCUAUAUUGCCUAGUUACCAGUUUGUUUAUCAACCCGCUAUGUUUAUGGAUAAUAGUUUAUAUAAUGGAAGAACAGAAGAAGGACUGGCUAUAAUGACUAAAUAUGAAAUAAUUAAUCAUGAUUAUAUAUUGCUAUACAGAAAUAUGAGCAACAGUGCAGAUCGUCAUCAGAGAAUUUGUUUACAUGUAGAAAUAAAUGUUCCGGGUGUUGGAAGUGUUCAUGUAUUUAAUACUCAUCUAUCAUUAAGCCAUGAAGCUAGGGAAAAGUCUGUAGAACAAAUAUGGAAAUAUAUGUCGAAAUUUACUGGACCAUCUAUAUUACUGGGUGAUUUUAAUGCAGAACCAGAGGAAAAAUCUAUAAGAUAUUUACAAAGCCAGCCACAACUAGUUGAUAUAUGGACAUAUAUACAUGGUGAUAAUGAUUCAGGAAAAACAUUUAAAUCUAUAAAAGAAAAUCGACUUCUGAAACGGAUUGACUAUAUAUUUCAUCGGAAGCAAGAAAAUACUAAAAUAUUAGAUAUUGAAUUACUUGAUACUGAUACCUGGGGAAGUUUAUCAGCAUCAGAUCAUGUUGCUGUUUUGUCCAAGUUGGGAUUGAACUGUCCACAGAAAGAAUGAGUAAUUGUUGAGUGGAUUUUAUAACAUUUUGGUUCAUGUUCUUUGUACCUUUGAGGUUAAACUUUUAUAUGCCAACUCUUAUUGUAUCCUCCCUGUCUAUCUGUUAUCUGUUAAUCCGUAUCUUUUUAAGACUUUUUUGUGUCUGGUGUUUAUUGACUGCCAGUAGGCAUUUGUUUAAUAUUUACUGCUGAUUACACCAUAUUGCCUUAUUAAAUGACAGACAUAUUUUGAUAACAUCAUUACCCAGAGGAAGGAGGGGUUGUGACUGAUUAUAUUCACAAUACCAAGUGUGAAUAGAAAUACUUCUUCAUAUGUUUUAAUUUACGGCUGCAUGUGUUUAACAGAUAACUAAGGACUAUGAUUGUCUGUAGCUAGUCUAUACAUGAUAAUCUUGAUAGAUUUUAGUCACUAAAGGUUACUACAGAGGUUUUACUCAAACAGCUGUAUAGGGGAUGCUCAAUUGAAUGUUCCAGAAUUCAGUUCUUUCAAUAAGACGAAUUUGGGGUGGCAAUUAUGUCAAUUUGGCAUCACAAUCGUGCAUUUCCUACACAUCAAGGAUUAAUAUGUCAGUAAUGUUAAGAGCAUAGUUUGUGUUCAAGAUCUACUAAUAUAUAGCUCUUAAUUUUAAUAUUGAGAUAUUUAUCUGUCUCCGAUAUCAGUAAACUCAAAUUGUUAUUUCAUUUGAAUACAUAUAGUGUGUGUAUUUUAUGGAAUUCAUAUUUCCCUUAUUUGAAAAUAAUUGUGAAUAUAAGGUUACUGUAUAUUUAAACAUGUGUAUUUAAAAUGGCUAGACCUCUUUUUAUUUGGGUUAAAAAUAACAUUGUUGAUUACACUGGAAGUUUUGUAUUAUUUGUUUUGAGGAAUGACUUAUCAUCAGAUUGAGAAUGUUACCUGUAUGUAUUAGAAAAUGUGGUUAUUAAAGUUGUUAAAUCCAUAUAUACUUCGUAUUUAUUGCUGCUAACAUGUCUUUC
Messenger RNA from Patella vulgata (common limpet), 3642 nucleotides. RefSeq lists its product as uncharacterized. Gene Ontology annotation, cellular component: endoplasmic reticulum. The transcript is spliced from 11 exons. Gene Ontology annotation, biological process: GPI anchor biosynthetic process. Gene Ontology annotation, molecular function: catalytic activity. Bases 332 to 2671 code for a protein of 779 amino acids. NCBI's taxonomy places the organism in Eukaryota, Metazoa, Mollusca, Gastropoda, Patellidae. The record is from RefSeq and is a predicted model, not a curated record.